GAACCGCUUUUCGUUCGGCCCGUGGAGGGAUGGGGGAGUAGAUUUCUCAGCUUCGUCUUUCCACGUCGGAGCUUAUAAAAGAUAUUCGGCACAGCUUGGACGUUUAGUGUCGGAACGAACGGCGAGAAGUGGCGAGGAGUAGAAGAAGAAGAAUAAGAAGAAGAAGAAGAAGAACAAGAGGAAGAAGAAGAAGAAGAAGAAGAAGAAGCAGAAGAAGAAAGGAAGAAGGUGUUCCGAACUUUACCUUUUUUGAAUUCUGACGACUAAAAAAAAGGAAGAAAAGGGAGAAUAAGAAAAAGAAGAAGAAGAAGAAGAAAAAUAAGAAGGGGAAGGAAAGAACUAAAUAAAAUGGACGAGGAACAAGUACAAAUGCUCAGGAGAGCUUUCUCCAUGUUUGACUCCACUAAAUCCGGAAGGAUCGAAAAGGAAAAGGUCAGAACGAUUCUCAAUACAUUAGGACACACAUUUGACGACCAUGAACUCGAAGUAUUACUGAAACAGGAAGACGAAGACGGAAGCGGUAAACUGGAUUUUGAUUCGUUUUACCGAGUGGCAACGCAUUUUCAAGAAGAGGACGACGAGGCGCUUCAAAAGGAACUCAAAGAAGCUUUCCGUUUAUACGACAAAGAAGGAAAUGGUUAUAUACCGACCAGCUCACUUCGUGAAAUCUUGGCAGCUUUGGACGAUCAAAUAACGCCUGAUCAAAUGGACGGCAUGAUCGCUGAAAUUGACACCGACGGUUCCGGUACCGUUGAUUUUGACGAAUUCAUGGAAAUGAUGACCGGUGACUGAGACCAAGGAAUAGGAUCCCUCUCGAAGGAUAUUUUCUUUCAAAUUAAUUUAAAAAAGCUGUGCCUUCGCAACGCAAAUCAAUAUCGCCUUCCUUGAAAAUAUUAUUUAUUGUAAUCAUUUCGGUGCUUCCGUAUUACACGAUACGAUGCUCGUUAAAUUAAUUUUAAGCUGAAUUAAAAUAAUAAUAUAUGUAUGUGUGUGUGUGUAUGUAUGCACGCUUAAGCGUAGGACGUAUCCUCGCAUCGAUGCAAUAAAAUGUACGAUAGAAUUUUACGAAAAAGAAAAAAAAGAAAACAAUAUAGCGAACAGCAUUCGAACGAAUCGA
Vespa mandarinia (Asian giant hornet) is the source of this 1117-nucleotide messenger RNA. It is a transcript of the gene TpnCIIb, whose product is annotated as troponin C type IIb. Gene Ontology annotation, molecular function: calcium ion binding. Gene Ontology annotation, cellular component: myosin II complex. The record is from RefSeq and is a predicted model, not a curated record. NCBI's taxonomy places the organism in Eukaryota, Metazoa, Arthropoda, Insecta, Hymenoptera, Vespidae.